This is a messenger RNA of Spodoptera exigua (beet armyworm), 4272 nucleotides long. The record is from the annotation of a GenBank genome assembly. Lineage: Eukaryota; Metazoa; Arthropoda; Insecta; Lepidoptera; Noctuidae.
AUGGGUUGGCUCGACCGGAGUGAUAUCACGGCCGCGCAGAAUACCGGCGUGAAACAACCACAGCGUUGUGUUUCGCCGUAUGAGUCAGGUCUGGAUAGAAGAAAAAGGCUGGCGGAUAUGCGAGUCGUCAUAACUCAACAUUUUACUGAGCGAACUGUCACUCCAGGUGGCGAUAUCAGCAUGCAAUGCGCAGCCACUGGCGACAGACCUCCUCAGUUCGUGUGGGAGAGAGACGGCAUAAUCGUAUCUAGUAAUACAGAUCCAAGAUACGCACUAGGUCAAGUAAUGACGUCAGAUAACUCAGUGGUGGCUCAACUGAAUAUCACAAGAGUCAGAGUGGAAGACGGAGGCCUAUACACGUGUACUGCGAGGGAGGGAGAUCAUGUUGCUUCCCAUGAGAAUAGACUGGAUGUUUAUGGUCCCCCUUACAUCAGGUCUCUCCCUCCUGUCAAAGUUCAAAGCGGAGAAUCAGUCAACUUGAGAUGUCCUUUUUAUGGAUAUCCUAUAAGCAAAAUCGACUGGGAAUUCCAAGGAAAGUUGUUGACGUCAAACGCCAUGUUCCAAUCCAGAUACAAAAGGUCCCAUUUAAAACGAAAAACCAGAAGAAACGCGCCAAGCGUGAACAUAAAUGGAAUACUUUCCAUCCCUGAAAUUUCUAAGGAAUUAAAUGGUGCUAUUUAUACUUGCAUAGUUACAAGUCCUUCUGGAGAAAUGGCUAGAAGAGCAUUUGAGAUCCAAGUGAUAGAGGCUCCGGUUCUAGAUGAUCUGUUACUUGGAACGAACCUACAAGAAGGUCAAAUUGUGAAUAUUUACUGCAACGUUAGAACUGGAGAUUUGCCGAUACAUUUUGAAUGGUUGAAGGAUGGCAAGAGGAUUUCUAGUAAUUUGAAAGUUGUAGAAAGAAACUCCGAGCUCUUCAGUGCCCUAGUAAUCAAGAAAGUUUCCUUAGAACACUGUGGUACGUACACCUGCGUGGCUUCCAACCACGUGGCAAAAGUCAACAGGUCUACUGAACUGUACAUUAAAGUUGCACCAAAAUGGCUGGAAGAACCAAACAACUCCUCGCUUCUCCUUGGCAGGAGAGGAGCAGUGUCGUGCAGUGCUAGUGGAUACCCUCAGCCACAAGUGCACUGGAUGAAGAAAGAUGCUCUUCUGGGCACGUGGCAACCAGUUUUGGAGUUAGCUGGCGGUGGCAUCGUGAGCUUACCAAACGGGACCCUCAUCAUUGAGGAGGUAUCUCUCACUGACGAAGGGCUUUACUCCUGCAACGUGGAGAAUGGAGUAGGACAACCGCUCAGCAAAACUGUUUGGAUGAGUGUUAAUAAGCCUGUUCACUUCGAAUCAUCAGCAGCGAACGUGACAUCAAGGCUUGGUCAUCCAGUUACAUUAGAAUGUCGACCUUUAGGAGAUGAGCCUAUCAGGGUCACGUGGAUGCAUGAGGGAAAUGCUUUGGAUUAUAUUAAUCAAAGAGCCAAAAUAUCAGAAACGAAGACAUCACUCGGUGUGGUCAAUACGAUCAAUCUUCAGUAUUCGGAGACAGAACCUCCAACACCACCAUCAGAUGUUCGCGUAGAGAUGGUGCGCUCGCGCAGCGCUACGAUCUCAUGGCGAGACACACUGCGGGCGCAUGCGCGCCACUACACUCUGCAAUAUUCACAUGUUCACUACACUGACGCUGUGUGGGAACAUGCUACUACUGUUAAUGUUACCAGGGAGAUUGAUGCUGAUAGCUUACGUAAAGGUAUCCUUGAAAAAAGGAAGAAAAAGACAUUCACUCCGAUAAUAAUUAUUUCCAGAAAAGACCAAGAGCUCCGUCAAUCUGUGGAGCUACAGAAUCUCCGGCCAGCGACGCCAUAUGCAGUCCGCGUUGCCACGGGCAACCAGGUUGGCGUCUCGCAGUACACUGCUCCCGUACACUUCACUAUGCACGAAGAAGCUCCAUCAUCAGCUCCAAUCAAUGUGCAAGUGGAACAAACAGAGAAUCCUGGUGAACUCUACGUGUCCUGGUCUCCACCACUGAAGGAGACACACAAUGGAGUUAUCAUGGGGUACCAUGUUAAGGCCGUGGCACAGAACAUUGGUUCAGUUUCAGAGGAAACUGACACCCGUACAAUCAAAGUAUCACAACUUUCUGGGAAACAAGAAACUCUUCUCAGUGGACUUAUGAAGAACACCAGGUAUUCUGUAUCCGUAGCAGCCUUCACAAAUGCUGGUUCGGGGCCAUUCUCUCUACCGGUCUUUCAAGAUACCAGAGAAGGAGCUCCAGAGCAAGCUCCGUCUUCAGUGGAGUGUACAGCUGUGUCCUCUACAUCAUUGAGGAUUGGUUGGCAGCCUAUUGGAGUACCAGGACAGGGCAGCUCUCUCGUUGGGUACACCGUGCUCUUUGCUACCGAUGAAGCGGCCUGGCAGAACCAGACUUCUUUGCACACAGAGCUAUACUUACAAGGCCUUCUGAAGUACACUAACUACACCGUCAAAGUGGCCGGCUUCUCAAAUUAUGGAGCUGGUCCAUAUUCCUAUCCAAUUGUCUGCGCUACUCUGCAGGAUGUCCCCGGUCCACCAGCGGAUAUCAAAGUCCUAGUUCUGUCUUCCUCAUCAUUGCUAGUCAGCUGGAAGAAACCUCUCCAUCCUAACGGAGAACUCCUGCAUUAUACCGUCUACGUAAAACCUACGUCCAGCAAUGGUCCACCACAGACGUUCCGCAUUGACUCGGAAGGUCGCACCACGGCUGAGGUGAAAGACCUGGUCUCUGGGAGAACUUAUGAAGCUUGGGUUACUGCCAGUACAGCUGCUGGUGAAGGCAGUGCGACCAGAAGAGUUUCUCAUACUCCUACACAUAGAGUGGUAGCGGGCGUGGCGUCCCUAGGCGGCGCGGUGUCAGUGGGCGUGGGCAGCUCCGUGCUGCUGGUGUGCCAGUGUGUGGGCGCGCCGCCGCCGCGCACCGUGUGGUACCACAAGCACAACAUCAUCACGCACCAUCCCAGGUUCACCAGGAACCACGACGACAGCUUGCUCAUUAAUAACAUAGACCAAUCUCUAAGUGGGAACUACACCUGCUUAGCAAAGAACCUCUAUGGUUCGGACUCAGUAGAAUACACGGUAAUUGUGUUACCCUUACCUGAAGCUCCCAUACUCCGAGCGACUCCUUACAAAGACUCGAUACUGGUGGAAUGGGAGCAACCUUACUAUUCCGUCAGUAACAGAAGUUCUAGUCAAAAGAUAAGUUAUAGUCUAACAUGGAAAGAAGCCAACAGUCCUUGGAGGGAGGCGUGGCCAGCGAAUAAAUUGCCCAAUCUUUCGGGAGUGCAAAAACACGCACUGACAGGACUCAAAUGUGGUACAAAGUAUUCCUUGAGAAUCACCGCAACGAACAAGGUUGGGACAUCGCAACCUGCUUAUUUAGACGUCAGCACUUUGGGAGGAGUGCCAAUACCACCCUCUACAAACGACUGGUUAUGGAGUAACGCCUCCCACAUAUACGUGCAGCUAGCCGGCUGGGAUCAUGGAGGAUGUGCACUGAGGGCCUUGGAUGUGGAGUACAAACAUCUGGGAGGCAGAACCUGGACUAGAGCUCAUAAUAAUAUGCCCUACUCAGACCUUUCAUCAUGGAGUCUCCAAUCUCUCUAUCAAACGAAGAUUCCUACAUUCGCAAUCUCGGAUCUGACUCCUGGCACAUGGUACCAGCUGAGAGUGACUGCUACUAAUGAAGCUGGUAGUGUCACUACUAUCUAUAGUUAUGCCACAAAGAACGAGGAUGGAAGUGAAGUUGGUCCUCCGUCGGAGCUCUUCGACCUUAAUAUGCUGGUCAUCAUCUGCAGUUCCAUUCUGCUCACAAUCUGCCUUCUCAGCUGUAUCUACAUACUUGUAAAGAGACAGAGAACGGGCAACCUAACAGAAUAUCGAGACUCCAUAACUGUAGACAAUAAAUCUGAAAGUGGUAACCUCACAGCAAACACAUCACACACCAAUUUGGCAAAUGUGAAGGAAAACGCUAUCAACGCUCAGAAUAGAAUAUACAGCGCUCCUAUACAUCUGAGGAAUAACAGCAAGCAUGAAUUGUACGAGAUAAGCCCGUACGCGCAAUUCGCAGUGGGCUUCAGAACUUUUGGCCAUGUCGAAAAUCAGGACAUGCCGAGUCGACACACUAAACAUAGAUAUGAUACAGAAACAAGUUUCCAAGUGUGUUCAGAGUCCGAGGACAGUGACAGCAUAUCAAAGUCCACACUGAAAAGUGUGCCAAGAAAAGCCUGCAGAACACCACACCAUAGGUAA